Ostertagia ostertagi is the source of this 903-nucleotide messenger RNA. Lineage: Eukaryota; Metazoa; Nematoda; Chromadorea; Rhabditida; Trichostrongylidae. The record is from the annotation of a GenBank genome assembly.
GAAUUCUUCGAAGCGUGCCGGCGAGGUGAUAUCGAGAAAGUGAAAAACUAUAUCGCUGGCAAAAAGGGUAAAAAACCCCGCACUCCGCUCAACUUUCUCCGACCGGCUACUCCAUCUGCUGGAUGGCUGGUCGCUUGUAAGGACCCUUCGUCUCUUUACACACCGCUCCACUAUGCGGCUCUCCAUGGACACCAUCACAUUUGCAAAGCUUUGAUUGAAUCCGACCGGCUGCUGCCAUCAGCGAGGGACAAAAGAGGCUGUGUGCCAUUGCAUUUGGGCGCAUGGAAUGGCCACUUUGAAACUGCAAAGUUGCUAGCCGAAUCAGAUCCGGAAAGUGUUGAUGCAGUGAACAACGCACAAGAAUCUUCUUUACAUUUAGCCGCCCAACACGGCCACGACAAACUGGUUCGCGUACUUCUUGAGCACCAUGCUGAUCCACGACUUCGGAACGCUCGCUUCGAGACACCGUUAGAUGUGGCUGCGCGGACCGGACACGCCGUUGUCUGCAAAAUUCUGAUCGGUUUUUGUCCAGAACUUGCUUUACAGUCGGCGGUGGACUGUUCUUCUACUGGUGAAAACGGUCGGGUCCGUGCGCAAGUGGUGUAUCCUCUUCAUGCUGCCGCAAGACAUUCACACAUCCAAUGCCUACAGAUUCUGCGACUAGGUGGCUUUGACAUUGACUUUGUGACGGAUGAAGGCUCGGCGCUCCACGUCGCUGCGAUGUUCGGUCAAGUGGAUGCUGUAAAAUAUCUGACUGAUGAAGGAAUCAACCCUCAUAUGCGUGACAGCAAAGGCCGAACUGCGCUGGAAGUGCUUCGGGAACAUGAGCAGCAUCGCACUUCCGACUUGACCUACAUUAUUCAGAGCCGAGAGGGAUGGAGCGAAUGCAGGAAAAUCAUUGAU